AUGUUCUUACGCAUUCAAAACUCGCGAAUGCAGCCCCUACGGAAAUGCUUGGUUAAUUCGAGAAGAGCUUUUGCGUCGGCCGAUAUUUACACAACGGAUCCGAUAGAUCCUUCAGAAGCGAAGUUCGGCAAAAUCUUGAUCGCGAACAGAGGUGAAAUUGCGUGCCGAGUGAUAAACACCUGUAAACGCAUGGGAAUCAAAACCGUCGCGAUACACUCGGAUGUUGAUUCAAGAUCCCUCUUCGUGAGGAUGGCUGACGAAGCUUUCUGCGUGGGCCCAGCACCGACGAGUCAGUCCUACUUGAACGUCGAUGCUAUUUUGGAGGCAAUCAAAAAUUCUGGAGCAGAGGCCGUACACCCCGGAUAUGGUUUCCUGUCCGAAAACACGACGUUCGCAGCUCUCCUGGAAGAAGAAGGAGUCACAUUCAUCGGACCCAACUCCAAAGCCAUAGAGAGCAUGGGAGACAAAAUCAUGUCGAAGAAGUUAGCCAACCAAGCGAAGGUCAAUUGCAUCCCUGGCUUCGACGGCGUCGUAGACACCCCGGAAGAGGCGAUCAAAAUUGCCAAGCAAAUAGGAUAUCCUGUGAUGAUCAAAGCUUCGGCAGGAGGCGGCGGCAAGGGGAUGAGAGUUGCUUGGAACGAUAAAGAGGCCGCGGAAGGUUUCAGAUUCUCGAAGGAGGAAGCGGCUGCUUCUUUCGGGGACGAUCGCCUGUUGAUCGAAAAGUUCAUCGAUAAGCCCCGUCACAUCGAAAUUCAAUUCAUGUGCGACAAACACGGGAACGGAGUGUAUUUGAAUGAGCGAGAAUGUUCGAUACAGAGGAGGAAUCAGAAAGUCAUCGAAGAAGCUCCGUCGACGUUCGUCAAUCCCGAGCUCCGGAAAGCCAUGGGUGAACAAGCCUUGGCCCUUGCUAAGGCUGUUGGUUAUGAUUCGGCAGGAACGUGCGAGUUCUUGGUCGAUUCUCAGAAGAACUUCUACUUUCUCGAGAUGAACACCAGACUUCAAGUAGAGCACCCGAUCACGGAAUGCAUUACCGGAGUCGAUCUCGUCCACCAAAUGAUACGGGUAGCGAAGGGCCACCCGCUACGAAUCAAUCAGAGUCAGGUUCCGCUUAAUGGUUGGGCUUUCGAAAGCCGCGUUUACGCUGAGGAUCCAUUCAAAAACUUCGGAUUGCCUUCCAUCGGGAGGCUGCACCGCUACAUAGAGCCUACUAAUAUACCACGGGUCAGGUGCGAUUCCGGAAUCGUCGAAGGGUCCGAAAUAUCGAUUUACUACGAUCCCAUGAUCUGCAAAUUGGUCACCUAUGGACCGACGAGGGAAGACGCCAGGAAGACAAUGAUCUCAGCCCUUGACGAAUACGUGAUCCGUGGAGUGAAUCAUAACAUAAGCUUAUUGAGAGCGAUCAUGGGAGAGGAAAGCUUCAUUAGAGGGGACACGGACACCGGCUAUCUGAAGAAAAUCUGGCCCGACGGAUUCACGGGCAUCCCUCUCACGGUUGAGACCAAGAAUCAUUUGGCCGCAAUCUCGUCCUGCGUGUACGUUCAAGACGACAUAACGGCGAGUUCCAUUCUCUCCUCGCGACGGUUAGAAGGCACAGACGGCGCUUCAAGGGUCUGGGAGGUCCAGGUGGACAUUAAGGACGAACGUGUUCGCGCGUCGGUAAUUAGGUCCUCGAACGGGAGGUAUCUCGUCAAUAUCGAUGGGAAUCACCUCGAAGUUUCGCUGCCGGAAAGUCUAUCCCAACCCACAAUCCCCGUGAGCGUCGGCGACGCGAACUACGUGGUCCAGGUGCCAACGAGGGAUUUCGCGGGGAAUAUCCGCUUGAGGUUCGAGGGAACCGCUUUCGAUUUGAAGGUAGUCCCCACGGAGUGCGCGGAAUACCUCCAGAGGAUGCCAGAGAAACCGAAACCGGACGUCUCCAAACAGGUGGCAGCUCCCAUGCCUGGCUUGGUGAAGUCCGUUGCUGUGCAGGUCGGAGACGUCGUUGGAGAAAAUCAAGAAGUAUGCGUAGUGGAGGCGAUGAAAAUGCAAAAUUCUCUCGUUUCCCUCGCGAUGGGCAAGAUAAAAGCCGUGCUGGUCAAGGAAGGCGAGGCGGUAGAAGAAGGGCAACUCCUCGUCGAACUUGAAUGAGUUCUCAAAGGUGUAAAUCGACGAGGAGCGAAUCGCUGAUUGAUGUCCAGCCUCUGUCAGAUCGGUCGAUUCAGAGCUCACGGAUAUUUUAGACACAUGACUCUCGAAUUCAGGAGCGGUGGAUAUAUGACUAUGGGGUCCUUCUUUUGGCUGUACAUUAUUUGUACAAAAAUUCAUCUGGCGGUUCCUCUCUGAGAGAGGGA
Molecule: messenger RNA, 2330 nt
Organism: Galendromus occidentalis (western predatory mite)
Lineage: Eukaryota; Metazoa; Arthropoda; Arachnida; Mesostigmata; Phytoseiidae
Product: propionyl-CoA carboxylase alpha chain, mitochondrial
Exons: 10
Coding region: 1-2127 (708 amino acids)
Cellular component (GO): mitochondrion
Molecular function (GO): ATP binding; propionyl-CoA carboxylase activity; metal ion binding
Source: RefSeq, a predicted model, not a curated record